Molecule: messenger RNA, 291 nt
Organism: Exserohilum turcica Et28A
Lineage: Eukaryota; Fungi; Ascomycota; Dothideomycetes; Pleosporales; Pleosporaceae
Exons: 2
Coding region: 1-291 (96 amino acids)
Source: RefSeq, a predicted model, not a curated record
AUGGAUUCUUUCGGCGGCGGCAGCAGCCUCGGCAACCUCGAUCUCUCCAAGCUGUCGGAUCGCGACAAGCAGGAAUUGCAGCAAUUCGCCAUGAAUGAGGGACAAAAGGCGAGGAUUCAAUCUUCUAUACACUCCCUCACCGACACGUGCUUCCGCAAGUGCAUUCCCAUGGGCACGGUCAAGACGGGGAAACUGGACAAGUACGAGGAGCCGUGUAUGCGGCAGUGCGUGGAUCGGUUUCUGGAUGCCAAUUUGGUUGUGCUGAGGGAGUUGGAGAGGCUGAGGGGUUAG